AUGCUGAAAGAUGGCGUAGAUAUGUGUGAGGUUCUGACGCCCAAAAUCAACAUAACUAAGGCGCCUACGCCUCCCUCGCAGCAGAAGCAGCCCUCUAAAGAACUUACAAAAGCAGUUAUCGCUCAGAUUUUCAUUGUUAUUGCAAUUUUAGAAGAUUCCAAUUGGGACAAAGCACUUAGUCAGAUCCACUACCUUCUUGACCGUCAUCCAGAAGUUUAUCCAAAGUACUUAAGGAGACUUAUUACUUCAAUUGCCUCUGAAAUCCCCUCUGGAAACUCAUCAAACCUCAAGGGUUCUGUUAUAGCCAAACUUUUACGUCACGAGCUUCAGUACUUGUCUCUUUACGACCAGAAGAAAGUUCGUAUAAUUGCACAGGCUCUUAUUUCCCCUGAUUGUGAACUCCUCCGUCUUUUCACCCUCAAGGAAUUUUAUUCAUUCUUUACCCUCACUGAUUUUCAAGAACUUUUAAUCAGUCUUUGCAUAGAGGAAGCUAUUCCUUCAGAAGACCGCAAAUCAGAAUCAACUCUCUCGCUUUUAAAACAGCUUUUACUCAUCUAUUCAGAAACUUUGAAUAGCGUUGUUGGUUGGAUUGCCAAAUUUGACAAGGAAUCAGAAACUUCUUUAGACGAACAGGAAGAUAAUCUUAAUUUAUUCCUCAACCUCUUCCUCAACUCAAAAAUAUUUUCUUUGCCCCAGAAGUUUAUUGUUAUUGGUCAAAUAACCGAUCGCAUCGAGGCAACUGAGAAGGACACUACAAAGUCUACCCAUAAAAAGGUUACCUUCAACAAACUCAAUAAAGUUCAUAGAACUAUCAAUAAGUACUUUGACUGUAUUGCAAAAAUGAGUUUUAAAGAUACACUCCGAAGAAUUGUCCCAGACAAAAUUCUUCCUGAUAAAAUGCUGACUGGUUUAUUGCAGACACAGUCUCCCGAUAAAUUGACCGAUGCAGCAUCUCUUUUACUAUCCGAAAUCUUAAUUCCGGGCUCGCAGGGAAUUUCAAAUGAUGAAUCCAUCGAAGUUACCUCUUUAACUCCUACAGCACUUCCUGAAGCUACGGCAAGAGGUUCUCAGAUGCGGUCAGUCUUUGCAAAGCUUAAGAACAAGCCGGAUUGGAAUAAGGUUCUCGACAGCGUAUUGACCAUCUUGGAGGCCGCUACUGACAAGAAUCAGCAGCAAUUACUACAUGAUGGUAAUGCCCAUUCAUCCCCUCUUAUAAAUGCUGCUUCCCUUUCCGAGUUUCUAGCCUCAAUACAGAGGGAAGAUCUCAUUAACAAGUUUUUUGUUAAGGUGUACAAGAAGGGUAACGCGCAGUUGCUUAAGGAGAUUCUGAUAGCAUUGAAUUCUCUUGAUGUUAAUGCAGGUGCAGUAAAUCUUUUCGACAUGAAGCUGUCACCUAUUUUAGAAUCAGAGAGCAACAACAGGCAUAUUUUACUUUACUUCAAGAACAUUGCCAAACUUGAAGUUAAGACUGUCGCUUUGUUGCAACAGCAAAACAUAAGCGAUUCUACCGUUACACAGAUUUUCAAUCGUGAUUAUAAGGCUGCUCCAGAGUACAUAGUUCUUGCCUGUUUAUAUAUUCUUCACGAUAAUCCAGACGCUGAGGAGAAUGCUGUUGUUAUUAAUGUGAUGCAGAACUUUAUUGUCUCUCUUUUGGAUGUCAACUCACCUUACUUGAACUCUAUUUUAACAAAGUUUGAGGAAUUCGAUGCAGCAGAGUUGGGCAAAUUGUUGGUGAAAUACUACGAGGUGAGAAAGUCUCCUGAGUCCAUUCACAAGAUUGCCAGUCUCACGGCCUCCUUUCCCAACGAUACGGUGAUCAUGUCAAUUCUCAGUAAUUCGAGUGAUUUUCUCGAGGCAUUCUCGAUCGCAGUUAUCUUUUCUCAGUAUGGUUGGAAACGAUUCAGGAAUUUUGUGUCGACUCAGCUAGAACGUAACAUUGGUGUUGUCGCUACCACCGUGGUGGAUUUCAUGGAAAACCAGGCUACCGUGGAGUAUGAAAGCGCGCAGCAAGGUCGUAUUCUUGCCAAGUCUUUGAAUUUGGAAACGGUCCAUUUUAUUCUGACCACCUUAACUAGCAAGCCUUUGCCAGCUGAUUUGGUUGAUCGUUUCCGUAACCUACAGACCCUUUGCUUACAGGCCUAUCCUCGUCUAAUUAACUUCGGCCAAGGUCAUGACAAGGCAAUUUUGAUGAACAGUUCCACAAACACCUUUUCCGUAGAUGUCGAAAGGGAGAUGAAGGUGUACUAUCAGAAGAUGUAUAACAAGGAGAUUGAGAUUAAGGACGUGAUCCAUAUGCUUCAAAGAUUAAAGGACAGCGAUAAUCCCCAUGAUCAGGACGUGUUUGCUUGCAUGAUUCACUCGCUGCUUGAUGAGUAUAGAUUUUUCCCUGAAUAUCCUGUGGACGCGUUGGCUACAACAUCUGUUCUGUUUGGUAACACAAUAUACUUUCAUUUGAUUGAGGGUCCUGCUCUUUCCAUUGCAUUACGUUAUAUUCUUGAGUCAGCUCGUGAGCCACCUCAAAGCAAGAUGUUCAAGUUCUCGAUUCAGGCAUUGUUCUCCUUUAUGAAGAGGCUAGGCGAAUUUCCUAAGUUUUGUGGUAUGCUUUGCCAAGUUCCUGCCUUACGCACGCAACCUCAAUUAUUUGAAACUUGCAAAGCUGCCGCUGAAGGAAUGCCCAUUCCUGGUGGCUCUUCUCCAUCUACCGAGGGUGUUGAGACAUCCCCCGACAAGCGUAGAGUCUCUGCUGCAAGAAAUGUAGUCUCAAUCCGCUCCAAAUUUGUCUCUGUUGGUGGUAUUGAUAGUAUACCCGAAGCGUCAGAACAAAACAUACCUGAAUCCGGAAUCUCGGAUCGCAUUCUUUUCAUGGUGAACAAUAUCGCCGAAAGUAACUUGGAUUCACGAAUUAAAGAACUAAAAGAGCAGCUUCUCAAGCCAGAAAACUAUCGGUGGUUUGCUGACUACUUGGUUAUUCAACGUGCCAAAUUAGAGCCUAAUAACCAGCACUUAUACGCUAAUAUUGUUUCUGAGUUCGGUGCUCCGUUACUAACUAUGCAUGUCCUUCAAGCAUCCCUCCGCGAGCUUAUUAUUUUGUUAAAUAAAGUUUAUGGAGAGGGUAAUGAGGAAGACUCUUCUGAGCUUUUAACUGCAGGUGAGCGUACUCAAUUGAAGAAUAUUGGUUUGUGGCUUGGAAAAAUCACUUUAGGUCGCAAUCAGCCUAUUCUUCGUAAGCUGAUCUCCUUUAAGGGUCUACUUAUUGAGGCUUGCGAUCAUCAUAAGCUUGUGCAAGUGAUGCCAUUUGUUGCUAAAGUUUUGAGUCAUGCAAAGGAUUCUCGAGUUUUCAGAUAUCCAAAUCCAUGGCUUCUUGGCAUAUUAUCUGUUCUUAAGGAGCUUUAUGUUGUUGCCGACCUUCCUUUGAACUCUAAAUUUGAAGUUGAAGUUCUUUGCAAUUCCCUUGGUGUGAAUCUGGAGACUCUCGUUGCCUCAGAUAUCAUUACCAAGCACAAGCCUGGUGAACUAAGGAAGUUCAUCGAAUCUCAACAGGUGAUCUUAAAUAUGGCUCGAUUGUCGCUUAAAGAGCAGCGUGGAAUCACAAAUCCGAAUACGAAUACAACUCCAAACUCACAGCAGAAUCAGCUUGCUCUGUUACAAGAGCAGCAGAGACUGAUGGCCGUUGCAAGGCAACAGGAGAUGAUUGAAUCGCAGCAACAACAACAACAGCAGCAACAGCAACAACAACAACAGCAGCAACAACAACAGCAGCAGCAACAACAACAACAACAGCAGCACCCAGUUGCAUCUCCAUUUGAGAAUUUGUCUGGUGACACCAUCUUUGUUACGCAUCCAAAUCUACGGAGAUUCUUUCAAUUGGCCAUUACUAAAUCUGUUCGAGAAAUUCUUCCAGCGGUUGUGAACAGGACUGUGUCUGUUGCGUUAGUUACCACUAAAGCAUUGGUUCUCAAAGACUUUGCAUUGGAGGUAGAUGAGUUCAAGUUACGCAAGGCUUAUAUUAGUACUGUCCGUCGCUUAGCUGAGACCCUAACUCUGGCAUCAUGUCAUGACCUGCUACGUGAGUCAAUUCAGAUUAACGUCCAGCAAUAUAUUCAAUCCUUAGGCCAGCAACUUGAUUCUGCUCUUAUGGAUGAACUUCCUCGCGCAGUAAUGGACAAUGUUGGUCUAGCUAUUUCUAUUGUUCAAAAGGCUGCCAUGGAUAAAGCUGUUGCCGAAUUGGAUGAGGCUAUGCUUCCUGCAAUUGCAUUACGUCGCCAAUUUAAAGAGGCUAGGCCGGACCAAGCAUUUUGUGACACGCAGCAUGCAUCCCGGUACGCUUUAGCAUUGCCAGACCCUCUGGGAGUUCAUCCUGGAGGGGUUACUCAGAAGCAACUCUCGAUAUAUGAAGAAUUUGGCAGAGAGAGCAAUAGAUUCGGUGGUAUGGCUAGAGAAAUAUUAGCACAGAGACAGAAUCAAUCGGCUGAACCACAGGGGCAGGGCUCGCCAGCUAUCGCUGCUAAUACAGCUCCAAUGAAUCCCGCAGUUGCUCCGGCUGCAGGUCAGCAGCCAACUGCUACGGCCGCUGCGGCAUCGCCUCAGGCCACGGAGCUUCAGAGAACACUCGAGCAGUCGAUUCUCAUCUUGCAACAGUUACUGGACGCUCUCCUCAAAACCGCUACUACAGUUGAGAAGGCUGAGGGAAAAGAGGGCGAGUCCGUUCCCCAUAGCCUCAGAGAGCUUGCUGGAGACUCGCCAAUUAAAACGUAUCUGGCUCAGGCUCUCCAAGUUCUUGCGCGAGUUAAUCACACUGAAGUUUACAUGAGAUGUGCUCAAAUGUCCAUGAAUGCUCUCUUCGGCGGUGAAUCCGAACCUUCGCUUUUAGUUAUUGAGUGCUUUGUGUUUUUGCUUGACAAAAUAUGUGAGAUGUCAUCUGUUGUUGCUAAAUUUGUCAGCGGAUGGCUUGUUAAUGCCGAUGACGAGAGAAAGCGUAAUAGGCCUGUUCUUGAGGCUUUGGUUCGUGCUGGUAUGGUUUCGUUGGUUGAUUUGGAUGCCCUUCUUGCUGGAGCUAUAAAGAAAGAAUCUGAUAACGCCGGAAAGAAUGCGGCAAAGGCUGAUAGUGACGGGGACACUAAUGAGAAAGCGACCUCAGAGAAGAUCGGCCAGCAGUCCAUCGUUGACUUUGCGUGCGAUCUCAUCAGUGAUCUUGUGAUUAGUAGGCCAGUUGCGCUUCGUUCUGACUUUGUCAACUCCCUUUCUGCACUUUCUGCAACAUCAAGUAAGAAGGGCUCUGAGCUUCUUACUUCUGCAUCGCCUUCUCUCAGCACCUCGUCGUUGCGUGACUAUUUUGCUUACUUAUUUGCAGAAUGGGUGAAGCUUUACAAGUUUUCGCAUGACAAUGCCGACUUGGAAACUCGUUUCAUCAAUCAAUUGUUUGAUGCUGGGGUUUUGAACAGGCCCGACAGGCUUGUUCUUUUCUUCAGUACCGCAAUUGAAAUGGCUGCUGCCGCUUUUAUUAAGGAAGCAGAUAGCAAUAGGAAGUCUGCUAUUGAUACGUACACCGCAGUUGAUGCCCUUGCAAAGCUAAUUAUUGAUUUGCUCCUUAUUGAGGAGGAUGCUUCUGAUGAGAACAAAUCCAAGGCAGAAUUUUUACAUUCGAUUCUUUCCGUCGUCUUACUAAGCUUUGCCAGAGAUCAUGAGGCUUCUGGUGCCAACUUUAACGAAAGACCUUACUUUAGACUUUUCUCCACGUUUCUGUGUGAAUGGGCAGAGGCACGGAAAUCGCACUUCAGUUCUUUUGCCGCCAAUGAGGCCGAGGCUCGUCAUCUGGAGUCUUUCUCUUUCAAGUUGUACGAUACACUUGCGGAAUUUUUCCUAGCAUUGCAGCCCGCUGCAUUUCCUGGAUUCACGUUCGCGUGGAUGUGUCUUAUUUCCCAUCGUAUGUUUUUACCUAUGCUUCUUGAACAGGGUGGUGAAUCUCAGUCUAGGAGAGGUUCAUGGGAUAAGGCGGCAUCGUUGCUUGUGGCACUUGUUAGGUUCCAAAGUGGAUACGUUACUGGAAAGUCGAUACCAGAAGCCAUUACUGUAGUUUAUAAGGGUACUCUCCGGAUCAUUUUAGUGAUUUUGCAUGAUUUCCCCAACUUUCUCGCUGAGUACUCACCGCAACUUGUUAGUGAUAUGUCGCUUACAUUUGUACAGCUAAGAAAUGUUGUUCUUUCGGCAACUCCCGAAGAUGUGAUUACUCCUGAUCCGUUUGAACCUGGCCUUAAGAUUGAUAUGAUGCAUGAAAUCACAGUGGCGCCUGUUGUUGCCGCUCAUCCAGACCAGGUGUUAGACCAGUACGGUAUCAAGAGGGCGGUAGACAACUAUCUUCGGGUCCCAUCGAAUUCGCUUCUAAAGCAGAUUGUGCUGGGAUUGCAGCUAGAUACUUCAUUGACAGAAUCUGGUAUUGGUUACAAGGGAACGAACUACAAGGUGAAACUCCUUAAUUCCUUGGUGCUUUACGCCGGUAUGUCUGCCGUCGAUGAGAGGCCACGAAAUUCUUCGGCAUUCGAUGCGAAAUCUUCUCAGGCUGUAUUGUUAGCAUCGAUUAUGCAGGAGGCGGACAUUGAACUUCAGCAUCAGCUUUUACAGGCGAUUGCUAACAACUUGCGGUAUCCAAAUUCGCAUACACACUGGUUUUCUUGCGUUAUUCUUCACUUCUUUGGCUCAAAGUCUCUAUGGGAUGACAAUAGGUCUCAUGUCCAGCAGUUGAUUACAAGAGUGUUACUCGAGAGAGUUAUCUGCAACAAGCCUCAUCCUUGGGGUUUGCUUAUUACCUUUACUGAACUUCUCAGGAACUCUGAUUAUGCUUUCUUCAGUCUUCCAUUUACCAAGGGUGAGCCUGAGUUUGAGCACUUGUUUGGGGCUCUAGCAAGGCAUGUUAAGACGAAAGCGUGA
This is a messenger RNA of Brettanomyces nanus, 6924 nucleotides long. RefSeq lists its product as uncharacterized. The coding region runs from base 1 to 6924 and encodes 2307 amino acids. The transcript is spliced from 2 exons. Gene Ontology annotation, cellular component: P-body; CCR4-NOT core complex. Gene Ontology annotation, molecular function: molecular adaptor activity. Gene Ontology annotation, biological process: nuclear-transcribed mRNA catabolic process, deadenylation-dependent decay. The record is from RefSeq and is a predicted model, not a curated record. Lineage: Eukaryota; Fungi; Ascomycota; Pichiomycetes; Pichiales; Pichiaceae.